AUGCUUCUCCAACAGAACUUCGCCACCCGCACCCAACUCUCCAAGUAUUGGCUUUGGAGAGCAAAGAUGCCUCAGACGCUCAAACUGGCCGGCAGAGCAUCCUUGCUCGCGAGAUGCUUUCCUGAGAUUUGGGCUGAUCCUGUCCUCAAAGCUCCGGUCAGGGUGAUCAAAAGCCACAAGACCCUGGACGAGAUGCCAGGACCCAGCGCUCUGAGUUUCUUCAGCGACCUCUUCUGCAAAAAGGGGCUGUCGCGGCUGCACGAACUCCAGAUUGAAGGCAAAGCCAAGUACGGCCCAAUGUGGAAGGCCAGCUUUGGACCCAUCCUGACGGUCCACGUUGCAGAUCCCAGCCUGAUUGAGCAGGUGUUACGGCAAGAGGGCAAACACCCCAUUCGCUCCGCCAUCUCCUCCUGGAAAGAUUAUCGGGAGUGUCGAGGCCAUGCCUAUGGGCUCCUUACUGCGGAAGGCGAGGAGUGGCAGAGAACCCGCAGCCUCCUUGGAAAGCAUAUGCUGAAGCCCAAAGAAGUGGAGUCCUACACUGGCACUCUGAACGAUGUGGUCAGCGAUCUGAUCCGACGGCUGGAGCACCAGCGCAGUUUCCACGAUCAGCAUGUGGUCAAGAAUGUGGCUGACGAAUUUUACAAGUUUGGAUUGGAAGGCAUCUCUUCCGUCCUCUUUGAGUCCCGCAUUGGCUGCCUGGAGCCCAAAGUCCCCCAAGAAACGGAGAACUUCAUUAGCUCCAUCAACACCAUGUUCAUCAUGACUCUGCUCACGAUGGCAAUGCCCAAAGUCUUACAUCGCGUCUUUCCAAAGCCAUGGCAGAAGUUCUGUGAAUCCUGGGACUAUAUGUUCGAAUUUGCCAAAGGACACAUUGACAAGCGGAUGGCUGAAGUUUCAGAGAAAAUCUCACGGGGGGAGAAGGUGGAAGGAAAAUACCUGACUUACUACCUGGCACAGGAGAAGCUGUCCAUGAAAUCCAUCUAUGGAAACGUGACUGAGCUUCUGCUAGCUGGCGUGGACACGAUCUCGAGCACUUUGUCCUGGAGCCUAUAUGAGUUGUCCCGUCACCCGGAGGUGCAAACAGCCCUCCACAAAGAAAUUGCAGCAGUGAUGAAGGGCAACGCCAUCCCAAUGGCAGCUGAUGUAGCCCAGAUGCCCUUGCUGAAGGCGGUGGUGAAGGAGGCGCUGAGGUUGUACCCUGUGAUUCCUGGCAAUGCACGAGUCAUCUCAGACAGGGACAUCCAAGUGGGAGAUUAUCUGAUCCCCAAAAAGACCUUGAUCACCCUCUGCCAUUAUGCCACAUCACGUGACGGGAAGUACUUCUCCAAUCCCAACUCAUUCCAGCCAGAGCGAUGGCUGCGGAAGGACGAUGCUCAUCACCCGUAUGCUUCUAUCCCCUUCGGCUUCGGCAAGCGCAGUUGCAUUGGACGACGCAUUGCAGAGCUGGAAGUGUAUCUCGCCCUGUCUAGGAUCCUGAUGCAUUUUGAAGUGAAGCCAGAACAAGAAGGCCACAUCGUGAGACCCAUGACACGCACUCUGCUGGUACCAGAGAAGGAAAUCAAUCUGCAGUUUCUGAGCCGCUAAUCGGGACGAAGCGGAACUGUUGAUGCUUCCCAUCAAAGCACACUAGACCUUGAGGCUGGGUGCGACAAAGCUAAUCUUUUGGAUUCUUUGGAGUCCGCUUGAAAAAAGGGCUGUAGAGCAAAUGACAUUGACUGAGGUCAGCCACUGGUGCUUCCUCUCUUAAGUGGCACCCUCUGCUGUGUCUUGGAGGUCUAGUUCUAGGACUUGCUCAAGAUGAUUUCUCCCGAGUUUCCCAGCACAUUAUAUAGAGUAUCAAUGUGCACUUAAAAUAAACAGAGGGGAACUGUGGGAAGAGCAGUGAUUGCUCUGAAACGCACCUGCUUUUCUCACUCAGUUUGAUAGUUCCCAGAACUUUCUGAAAAUCGGAUGGAGAGCAAGGAGCCCAGUAACCCUGUGGCCGGUGUGACUGUUCUGUAUACCAAACUGUCAUUGUGAUAUCUGCACAACUGUGAGUUCAUGUACGCGUGCCCAGUGCUCUGUGGCAGCAACAUCAAGGAAGGCCAUACGAAAAAAGAAGUAAUACGGGUGGAGUUUUUGCAUCUUCUCCAGCCACAAUGUCGUCCAUUCAGUGCCAUUGGCAUAUAAAUCGUCCAUAUCUUGUAUCUUGAAAGUGAUACUUAAGUUUCCUUCUCAGGGUGGAAGAGCUGGUUUCUAGAUGCAGGGACAGUAUUUAUAUCCCCACCCAGGUGUGUGAAAAGACCCCCAAAGCAAGCCAAACUUCAUUUCAAAUUAUAUGUGUGUUUUUUUAAUCACUGAAGUUGAGGCAGUUAUAUAGAUGUUCCCUGUUUGGAGCUGUGGGAAUGGAGAACAGGAAUGUAUUUAAGUGCCUUAUUUAUUAUUAUUAUUAUUAUUUUAUUUUUAUUAUUGUU
Messenger RNA from Zootoca vivipara (common lizard), 2453 nucleotides. It is a transcript of the gene CYP27B1, whose product is annotated as cytochrome P450 family 27 subfamily B member 1. NCBI's taxonomy places the organism in Eukaryota, Metazoa, Chordata, Lepidosauria, Squamata, Lacertidae. The record is from RefSeq and is a predicted model, not a curated record. Gene Ontology annotation, molecular function: oxidoreductase activity, acting on paired donors, with incorporation or reduction of molecular oxygen; monooxygenase activity; iron ion binding. Gene Ontology annotation, biological process: glucocorticoid biosynthetic process; cellular response to peptide hormone stimulus; C21-steroid hormone biosynthetic process. Gene Ontology annotation, cellular component: mitochondrial inner membrane.